UCUGAUCACCCUGGAUGGAGGAGCACAACCUCACCACGGUGACCGAGUUCAUCCUGCUGGGCAUCACAGACCGUCCCGAGCUGCAGGCUCCACUGUUCGUGCUGUUCCUCAUCAUCUACCUGACCUCACUGGUGGGCAACGUGGGCAUGAUCGUGCUCACCCAGGUGGACUCCAGGCUGCAAACACCCAUGUACUUUUUUCUCAGACACCUGGCUCUCACUGAUCUUGGCUAUUCUACAGCUGUGGGACCCAAAAUGUUGGUAAAUUUUGUUGUGCAUCCAAAUAAAAUCUCUUAUUAUUGCUGUGCUGCACAGCUUUCUUUAUUUCUUCUGUUUAUUGGUAGUGAGCUUUUUAUUCUGUCUGCCAUGUCUUAUGACCGCUAUGUGGCCAUCUGUAAGCCUCUCCUCUACAAUGUCAUAAUGUCACAAAAGGUAUGCUGGAUGCUGGUGGCAAUACCCUAUCUCUACUGCACAUUUAUGUCACUUGUAGUCACUGUAAAAAUUUUUACUUUAUCCUUCUGUGGCCAAAAUGUCAUCAGUCAUUUCUACUGCGACUGCAUCCCCUUGCUGUCUUUGCUGUGUUCAAAUACACAUGAAGUUGAAUUGAUAAUUAUGGCCUUUGCAGCUUUUGAUUUGAUUUCCUCCCUUCUGAUGGUCCUCGUGUCCUACCUGCUCAUCUUUGUGGCCAUUCUCAGGAUGAACUCCACAGAGGGCAGGCGCAAGGCCUUCUCCACCUGCGGGUCCCACCUGACCGUGGUCACAGUGUUCUACGGGACUUUGAUAUUCAUGUACGUGCAGCCCAAGUCCAGUCACUCCAAAGACACUGACAAAAUGUCUUCCGUAUUUUAUACUUUGAUCAUCCCAAUGUUGAAUCCUUUGAUCUACAGCUUGAGGAACAAAGAUGUAAAAUGUGCCCUUCAAAAGACCUUGAGAAGGAUAAGCAAUAUCUCCUGUUAA
Messenger RNA from Chinchilla lanigera (long-tailed chinchilla), 956 nucleotides. RefSeq names its product olfactory receptor 8K3-like. The coding region runs from base 15 to 956 and encodes 313 amino acids. Gene Ontology annotation, molecular function: odorant binding; G protein-coupled receptor activity; olfactory receptor activity. The transcript has a single exon. Lineage: Eukaryota; Metazoa; Chordata; Mammalia; Rodentia; Chinchillidae. Gene Ontology annotation, biological process: sensory perception of smell; G protein-coupled receptor signaling pathway. The record is from RefSeq and is a predicted model, not a curated record. Gene Ontology annotation, cellular component: membrane.